This is a messenger RNA of Triticum urartu, 2638 nucleotides long. The record is from RefSeq and is a predicted model, not a curated record. Lineage: Eukaryota; Viridiplantae; Streptophyta; Magnoliopsida; Poales; Poaceae.
UUUCCUCCCGCAAUACUCACCCCACACAACUCCCCCGAUUCCAACCCUAGCCUGGCCGCGGCGUGGCCAUGGCGGAACCGCCGCCGCCGCCACCCCUCCCGCAUCUGUUCCCGCUGGCCGGAGGUCCUCCUCUCGUGGUCGUCUCUCCAUCCACUGAACCUUCCGCCCCCUGCCCUCCAGCUGCUGCUCCCGCUGGUGGUCCUCCAGCUACUGCUUCGGCCACAGCCGACCCUCCAUCUGCCGCUCCCGCCACCGGCGGCCCUCCAGAUGCUGCUCCCUCCGCAGCCGGCCCUCCAACCGCUGCUCCCUUUGCCGUCGGCCCUGAAGCUGGGGAUCUUGCGGCCACUGGCCCUGCAGCACCGGAUCUCGGAGCUGCCGGCCCUGCAGCUGCGGAUCCAGCUGCCGGUGCCCCUACAGGUGCUUCUCCAGCCGCCGGCCCUGCAGAUGCUGCUCCAGCCACCGCCGCCCCUGCACUGUCUACUUCCGCCUCAUCCCCAGCAGCAGGCGCCCCUACAGCCGAUGGACCUCCUAUUCUAGCUGGUGAGGAUGUUUCUUCUUCAACAUCUGCUCAAUCCCCGCGACGAAUUCCUGCAGUAAGGAUGGACCAGACAUCAACAUGUGUGCUAGAAGUUAGGAUAUGUAGCAGUCGCCGUAACUUCAGCGGAGGUUUUUCCUUCAGUUGGAGCAUUGAUUUGCAUGCUAUCACUACUAUGAAGGGGUUUCUAGAUGCUAUUUCUGCACAAUACUCUUGGGUUGUGUGGUCUGAUGAUGAAACUAUCAUUGUAGAAUGGUUUGAUAGUGCUAGUGAGAAAUACAAACCUGUUGCAAAUGAUGAAGAGUUGAUGACAAUGUUUGAGUGUUUUAAGCAAGUUAGACAUGGCAAAGUAGCACUUAAAGUUUUAAAUGAACAUGAAAAAAGGGAUGAGUUAAAUGCUAAUACGCCAUGUACUCCUUCACAUGCAACACCUUCUCUAGCACUGCCUAGUCAGCCAAGUAAUGUCAGUGAAGAAACUGAAGAACCUACGGAUACAUAUCUAGCGAAUCCACACGAGGAAUAUGAACAUGUAGGUGUUGAUGAGGAAGACCAGUACUCAAUUGGUAGUGCUUGCUCGGAUUCCGAUAGUAGUGAGGAUGAGGUUGAUAAUGUUGUAGUUGAUGUGGACGGUGUUGAGGACAGCAGUGAUGAUGAGGAGUGGAUUGCAGAAGAUGCUAUACCGGAUGAUGCUCCUCCGGAUGUAGCGCAUAACAUGGAAGACCCACCCAUGGCUGUGGGCACUAUAUACCUGAAUAUUGAAGUGUUUAGAUUGGCAAUUGCUCAAUACUCUAUUAAGCGUGAAUUUGAGUACAAAAUUGAAAAAUCUGAACCUACUCGAUUCAGAGCUAAAUGUGCACAAAAAGGAUGCAAAUGGAGAAUACAUGCCGGUACAAUUGAUGACGGUGCCAGUAUGGAGGUGAAAAUCCAUGAUGAAGAACAUAAUUGUCACAACACAAGAAAAAGUGAUAACCCGAAGGCUGCUUCAAAGUCUUGGAUAUGUUCCAAGGUAAUUGAUUGGGUAAAAGAAGAUCCUAGUGUGACAUCAAUGGAGCUACGAAGGAGGUUGCAUGACAAGUACAAGAUUUGGAUCCGUUAUGACAAAGUUUACCGUGGAAGAGAGCUAGCAUCGAUGAGGUUGUUUGGAAAUUGGGAUGAUUCAUUUGACAAGUUAUAUGCUUGGAAAGCUGAAGUUGAAAAGAGAUCUCCUGGAAGCAUAGUGGCCAUUGAUCACAUGGAGUAUAAAGGAAAAAAAGGUUUGUGAGGAUGUUUGUUGCAUUCAAGCCUUUGUGUGAUGGGUUUUUGGCCGGUUGCCGACCAUACUUGGCAAUUGAUAGUACUCAUUUGACUGGGAAGUAUAGAGGUCAGCUAGCAACUACUUGUGCUGUUGAUGGGCGCAAUUGGUUGUACCCUGUUGCUUAUGCAAUUAUUGACUCAAAAACAACAGAAAGUUGGGAUUGGUUCAUGGAGAAGCUUCAUCAAGCUAUUGGUUGUCCACCUGGACUUGCAAUCUGUUCGCAUGCAGGGAAAGGGAUUGAUAGUGCAAUUGAAGAGGUGUAUAAGUAUGCUGAACAUAGGGAAUGCAUGCGCCACUUGGUUGUCAACUUUAAGAAAAAAAUUCAUGGUAAAGUAUUUGAUGACCAUAUGUGGCCAGCAGCUUAUUCAUGGACUCCAGAAGCUUUCGAAGCCCACAUGGCAGCCAUACAUGAGAAAAAACCUAAAGCAAUAGAGUACUUGACAAGAUACCAUAGUAGGCUUUGGUCCAGGAGCAAAUUUUCCACUUCCUCAAAGGUGGAUUAUGUGACAAACAAUCUGGCCGAGUGCUUCAACAACUGGAUUAACAAGCACAAGGGCAUGAUGUUGUUUCAGUUGGUGGACAAAAUUAGAAGGAAGAUAUUAGUCAAGAUGGAGAAGAGGAGGAGGAUUGCCAAAAAAUUGGAAGGCCAUCGUAUACUACCUAGUGUUAUGAAGGAGUUGAAUGCAAAGAGUAGAGGGUUGGACAUAGAGUAUGAGAGGAUUGACCACAUGAAAGCAGAGGUGAGUGAGGGUGGUGAAGAUGGCAAGCGACAUGUUGUGGAUCUGGACAUGAGGACAUGAACAUGUAGA